Melospiza melodia melodia is the source of this 6589-nucleotide messenger RNA. RefSeq names its product lebercilin LCA5 (gene LCA5). Gene Ontology annotation, biological process: intraciliary transport. Gene Ontology annotation, cellular component: axoneme. The transcript is spliced from 12 exons. Bases 437 to 2479 code for a protein of 680 amino acids. The record is from RefSeq and is a predicted model, not a curated record. Lineage: Eukaryota; Metazoa; Chordata; Aves; Passeriformes; Passerellidae.
GGGCCGAGGGGCCGGGCAGAGCGUCUCGGCUGGGCGAAGGGAAGCUGCGGGAAGCGGAGGCUGUCCGGGGGUGCCUGGGCUGAGCUGGGACUGGCCUGCGUGUGCUCUGUUUGAAGUGCCAUUUCUUCAUUUCUGACCUGGGACUUACAGCAGCUUCCUUAUUUUGAGAUCCGACAGAAGUAGCGUUGUGAGCUGGCUUUCUUGCAGUGUCCCUGUGCCAGCGCAGGUGGAAGAACGGAGCGGGCCGUUAGAGAAAAAUGCAUUCUGAAUGAUAGCUACUGCUUGCUGAACUGAACUGCAGAGAUCUCGUGCCUGGAGAUGGAGAUGAUAAACCAGAGGAAAUAAUCCAACUGCUGCCAUUGUGACACCUAAAAGAUCCUUUGUGCCAAAAUGAGCAGUCUUUGAGAAAAUCCUGGAAAGCUGUUAAACCUGAAAAAUGGGAGAAAGAGUAAGGAGCCCAGAUUCUGAGCAGGAGAGGAAAUCAGACGAGGAUAAAAAUAGUGACUCCUAUUAUUCAGAUGAAGGGAAUGCAUCUCGUUCAUCCAGCCAGUCACCAGCACUAAGCUCUCCAUCUACAAACCAAGAAAAAAGGCAUCACAAAACACAGACUUCAAACAGCCUGUUGCACUACCAAGCCACAAAGAAAUUGGAUUCCAAAUAUGCACCAAGCAAAAGAGGGACACGGUGGGGUUUCCGUUCUCAGAGCCUCACCAGGGAUUCUCCUGCAAAAGAUAUAGAUCUUGUUACAAAAAGAGUUCUUUCUGCUAGGCUGCUGAAAAUCAAUGAGCUCCGAAAUGAACUCACUGAACUCCACAUCAAACUGGAUGAGCUGCAGAAGGAAAACAGGGCACUGAAGAGGCUUCAGCACAGGCAGGAGAAAGCCUUGAAUAAGUUUGAAGAUACAGAAAACGAAAUCUCUCAGCUCCUCGCUCAGCACAACAAUGAGAUUAGAAUAUUAAGGGAGCGCCUACGAAAAUCUCAGGAGAAGGAACGUGCAACUGAGAGACGGCUGAAAGAUACAGAAGAUGAACUGUACAGGAAAAAAACUGUCUUGCAGAAACUGAAAAAACUGUCUGCAGAUAAGCACCUUGCUGAAAGAGAUGACCUGGCAAAGAAACUAGCCUUAGCAGAGAGCAAGCUGGAGGACAGGGAAAAAAGAAUUAAGGAUCUGGAAAGAAAUCUUGAAUUAAGUAGUAGCAGUUUUCAACGAGAGUUACAUUCAAAGAAAAAAAAGUUGCACGAGGCUCAAGAAGAAAACAGAGUUCUCCAAGAGGAACUUAAUCAUCUAAAUCAGAAGCUGAAGGAAAAAGAAAGAGAACUUGAAGCAAAAAAUAUAUAUGCCAAUCGUAUGUUGAAAUCAUCACCUAGAAAAGACAUGGAUAUUGUACAAAGAAAAAGAGCCAACAACCAAAAUAUAAAAAAGGGACUACAGCUCACAAAAAGUAUACAGACCAGUGGAUGCUUCUCACCAGCAGAACUUCUUCCAGAAUCAGAACUUGCCUGUGCUGACGCAGCAAACAAGAAAGAGGGAAUUCUUCCUAAAAUAGAAAAAGAAACUCAAGACAAAGCAUGGAAAGAACAAACAGAACUCUUAAGACAAGAACAAGACAGGGAGAGGGAAGAGAAACUGAAACAUUUUCAGGAAAUACAGUCCUUGGAGGAGAGGGUUCCAAAACUUCCUGAUGAGUGGCAAAGGAAAGAAUAUGACAAAAUUAAAAAAGAAAGCAACUUUUUAUUGGAUAAAGAAGAGAAAAUAAAGAUGGAGACAGAAAUUCACAAACCUGAAGUAGAAAGAGAAAGCACUGAAACACUGGAAGAGCGGCGAAAAAGAGAGUUCCUGCUUGCUAAAAUGCAAGAAAUUGAUAGAGAAAUUCAAAAUACAACAAACACAAAACCAACUUCCCAAGCACCACUCAUAAAUACAGCAAGAAAAUCUGAUUCCCUAGAGAAAAAAGAGAAAACUAAUCCAUUCUUUGAGAUUCCUGGGAAAGUUACUAAUGGAUUUCCUGUAAAGGACAGCCAGGAUGAUGGCACAAGGGCACAAGGGCAGAAGCAGCGAAGCGUAAGGACUGUAGAUUUAAGUGGUGAGUUAGCAUUUGGUAGUUAUGUACCUUCCUUUGGGAAGGGAUCAGGGAGACCAAGUUGGCUCACUGAGAAAAGUGACAAAUUAGAAGAAAAUGUUAAGGAAAAUGCAGAUUUUGACAGUAAGAAAGAAAAGAAGUCCAAUUUAAUGGAACAACUCUUUGGAAGCAGUACUGUUCUUCUUUCUAAAAAUAACAAUACACCACCUUUGGACAUAGAUUGGGGCUCUAGUAAUAAGCCUUUUGUUGAUAAAAACAGUAAAGUCAAAGAAGACAAUGGGCUGUUUGGUGAAGGAAGAAGCCUAAACAGACCCCGUCUGCAGUACACUACAAACAAGCCAGGAAUUAGUACCCUUGGUUCUUUAGAAGAUGAAGUUGAAGAAGUAGUCUUACAGUGAUCGUGUUUUAUAUGUUUCAUAUGUAAAUACUGAAAAACUAUUUUCUUGUAAUAUUUAUUAGGUAUAGAUUUGAAAUAUUUCAGAUUUAUUGUAAAGCCUUAUGAAGGAAUAAUUUACAUAGAUGGGUAUGUGUAUAGAGGAGAGAUGCAGAGGAGAGAUGCUUGGGGUUUUUUUACCUGUAUUUUUACCUGUAGGUCACUCACAGUACGCUGCUUUUCAUUUGGAGUAUUUCUUUUAGGCCUCAGAUACUUUCUUUAUUGGGCAUUUUAAGAAUGCCCAGUGCUCUUAACUGUGCCAGGAGAAGGCAUGUGUAAUAUCAGUCAUGAAAUGAGUCGAAGAGACAUUCUUAGCACUAAUUCUCUUAGAAAGAGUAUCUUAUGCUGCUGCCAUGUUAUCUCAGAAUGUCAAAAGAAGCACAAUUAACUCAGGAACAGUUGCUCUCUACUUUUGCAUAGGUUUUUGUGGACCUUACUACCAAAUGUGUAACUCUUCUCAUAUAUUCAGAUUAUAUUUGUUAUACAAUGCCAUCUUUUGUAAUUUCUGAAUUUUCUAUGUAAAAUUCCAAUCAUUACUAAGUAAUUUUUAAACAAAAUUGUUUUAUUAAAUGAGUUGAGUGAAUUUCUUGUGUGUAGAUCAUCUUUAACACAAAGUUCUGACUUCUUGUAUCAUAUUAUUGGUAUUGGGGAUGUUGCCUUGUGAAGGCUGACCUAGAACAGAGACUAAACAGAGUUAAAGAAUAAAGUAGGUAUUUAUUAGAAGGCCUCAAUGGACACACCUUGGGCAGCACAAGAGCCCAACCAGGGCUACACCCAAGAUGAACCCAAAAUGGUCACAAAAUGGAUGUCCAAUCAUGAGGUAUCACUCUUUUAUAAGUUCUGGUCCAUUUGCAUAUUGGAGUUAAUUGUCCAGUUACACCUUCAGAUUAUGAAGUCCCAUCCUGCUUGUAUUUCUCUCUUCAGUCCACAUUGCUCUUGGGCCUGAAAUGUGGAUUGUUUGUCCAUGGUCCCCAGCUAGAGAAGGAAUUGUUUUGUCUCCCUACCCUGUGAAGAGAGCUUACUAUCCCCUUACAUGAAGCUCAGAACUACACACUAAAGCAGUACAGAAUCUGAAAAAUAUAAAAGCUAAAACUUGAGGCAUCAGGGGGAGUUGGUUGCAACUUCACUCAUCAUAUUAUUUACUGGUUGUGCUGUGUACACAAAUGAAAAAGAUAGGCAAUGAAGAAUUUAGCAGUAUUCUAGGAAAUAAGCUGAAGGUCAUUCCUUAAGCUGAAGGUCAUUCCUUACUAGAAGAAGAGAUUUUCAAACACCGUCUGAUAUGCUCCCUCUGAGCCUGAUUCAAAACACACUAAAAUACAGAGAAUUCUUACGAUUUAAAGAUGCAUUGAGUCAAGAUUUUUCUGAACACAGUGGCUCUUCUGAAGAGAAAGGCUGGUGUCUUCAUCAUGCAGUAACUCUCUUUGCUCCUCCCUUUCAGAAAGAAAAUUAGUUCCAGAUCCAGGGUGUGGGACAGUUCUCACCAGGUGCCCAGUAGUGAAUAGCAGCUCAUGUUCAUCUGCUUGCUUACAAUCCCAAUUGCAUUCAUUGUGGUACUACAGAACUUACCUGGCUCGUUAUGCCUGCAGAUGGUCAGAAUAUCAGAAAUAUUUUAACCAACAACAGUGAAUUUAACUGUGUGUUGCUUUCCUGCAAUGACUUUUUGGGGUAAAUACUGUGGUGUAAGAGGUAGGAGAGGGCUGUGGGUAAACACUGUGGGUGUUUGUGACUGGGUACUUACUUGUCUUGUCCUACCUGUGGGUGGUGUUGUCUCUUUGGAAGCAGGUGCUUUGCUCCUGAAGAUGACAUUCAGGUGGAUUGUUUAUUUCCUGUGGUUGAGGAUUAUAAGGCAUAAAACAAUCAUGUAUCUGCUGCAGGUAUUAAGGAGGGGACUAUUGGUUUUGUUUCUUUGGAAGUCAGCUCAUUAACAACUGACAAAUUCCAGCUAUUGAACUGAACUGGUGUGCUGAACUGAUGUGCCCUGCUGUUUCAAUUACAAAUGUAUAGUUUCUAAGCUGUUUUUUAUUAUCAGCCCCUUUUUAACCUCACAAAUAUUCACAUCCUGUUACCAGCCUCUUCCUAAAGCAAAUACUGUGGUGACUCACACCAAAAAUAAAAGAUGUAUUUGCAUUAGGAAGGUGAAAAUAAGUUGAUCUGCUGGAAACAGUGUCACAGAUAUAAUUUCUCUUUUCCUCUCAUGUCUGUCUAUCUCUACAGUUUAUUCUUUUCUCUUGCUGCAUUUUCUAGUUUUAGAGUUACUGGCAAAAGUACCAUUACAGAUACAAUGUGUGAAAGCACAGAUAAUCUUCUGAUUGCGGGAGGAAAUGUUUGUGUCCUUGUAACAUCUGUAAGCAGCAUUUCUUCUGUGGAGUAACAGUUUUCUGCUCACUAGAAGAAACUUUUGCAAGGUCUUGAAAGGCUCUGUACACCUUACAAAUGGGCACAUUGAUCCCCUGUAGUCCUUUGGACCCCUGGUCUCAGCUGCUGUAGCUGGACAGUCUGCAUGUUUUAGUGCUUUUUAGUGGUGGCAGUGUCUUAACAGCAUUUGAUUGACUGCAAAAAAAAAAUUCCAGCUUUUGCAGUAAAAAGUAGGUCACAAAAGUUUUGAUGACAAUUUGUGUAUGAUUUUUUUGUCCAGUUGUAGGUUCUGUUUGAUGUUUAGACCAUAUGGCUAUUACAUCUGUUCUUGCUUUCCUUCUGAACCAUCAGAGGUGAUGGAAGAAAUUCCUCCAUUCCAACAGGGAAGGAUCAUUCAAUUUUGAUUAACAGUUUUAGUGCAAUAUUCAGGUUCAUUAUUACUGUCCUGGAAAAAAUGGUCUUGCAGCUCUGAUUCCCAGGAGAGUGGUCAUCAAACAAAAGUAUCUGAAGAGCAUCUGAUGAGGGUGGUCAGGUGUCAGGGCUCACCUGACAGAGAAAACAGGAAGAUUUAGGAAGGAAUAUUUUUCUCUUUGAAAGAGGAAAUGAACUGGUGAGUGUGUCGGGGGGUAUAAUAGAUGUUCUGUAAUCCAGAAGAAAUGUAAACCACUGGAGGAGAACUUGGGAGACCCUUCACAACUUUGAACUGAAGCCUCUCAGCUGAGGUAAGAAAAGGAAAGUGGGAAAUGUUUAAACACCUUUAAUAUUUUUCCCAGAUCUGUGGAAUAUUUGGGCUAGCUAAAAAGUGGGAGUUUGGGGGAAAGUGAUUUUCUAUAACCUUAUGGGAUCCUCUGUUUGUCAGUUUGCUUCUUCUAUUGCAACCAAGGACACUUAGAGAGGAUGAGCUUAGGCUACUUGGUGGCCUCAAGUUCAUUGCUGGUCCUGAGACAGAAGGUUCUAUCCAGCCAAGCCUGAGCCUAUUUGCACUGUCAGGAGGUGGGACAGAAUAUCUAAUCUGGCAUGUUAGGAGUACCGAUUCGAUUUUGGGGCUGGUGGCUACAGGAGCAUCAGCAGGGCUUUCACUGAUACUUGUGGUCUGCAAAGUGCUUUGGGUGAGCCUUUGCUAUUCAAGAGAAUAGUAAUAAAUUCUGCAUAGUGCUCUGAAGCAGAGACCAGCACAAACCAGUGUGGCAGACACGAGUGCCUUCAGGAGAGUCAUGGUUCCAGCAAGGGAGGUUUUGUUCCCAGCAUCGCAUGGCUCCGCUGAGCCUGACCUACUCUUGUUCCAAAAUGACAACUUUAAGCAUAAGAGAUGCCCCGGGUGACAUUGCUCAUUUAUAAAAUUCCCUUUUGUUGGAUCAAAUUUAAUGUGGUCUCCUGUUUCGAAUUAUCUCUUUGAUUAGCUGCAAAGUUUUGAUGUCUGCAGGAGGAGAACAAUUGCAUCAGUGUGUGCUGUCAGCCGGGACUCGUGGCUGCUGGGGAGUUGCUAGGAUACCUCUCUAAAAGGUCUCAUGCCACCCAUGUGAAAACCCUGAGGAGAUGAGAGGCCUUCUCCGAGUCACAGUGGCCAGUGGUGGAAGUCAGACUAGGAAUUUCCACAUUGUCAUGCAUUAUAAGGCACUGUCCUCAAUUUUCUUUGUGUAUGGGCAUCCUCUAUCCAAGUCUCAAGUAUAGUGCAGUUCUGGAAUGAGUUGUGUUCAAUUUUUUUUUUUUUUUUUUUUUU